Messenger RNA from Impatiens glandulifera, 1797 nucleotides. Its product is annotated as protein trichome birefringence-like 14. The transcript has 6 exons. Gene Ontology annotation, biological process: plant-type secondary cell wall biogenesis; xyloglucan metabolic process; xylan biosynthetic process. Gene Ontology annotation, cellular component: Golgi apparatus. Gene Ontology annotation, molecular function: acetyltransferase activity. NCBI's taxonomy places the organism in Eukaryota, Viridiplantae, Streptophyta, Magnoliopsida, Ericales, Balsaminaceae. The record is from RefSeq and is a predicted model, not a curated record. Bases 250 to 1701 code for a protein of 483 amino acids.
UCAUAUUCAAUCGAAAAGUAAGCUACAGAUAUCGAUUCUUAACUGUCGAUGAUCUCCAUUUCAGUCGAACCAAAUCUUCUUUAGCAGACCAGGCAUCGUCUUUGCCUUGUCUGCUAUUCAUUCAAUCCGCUGCUGAGAGAUCUAAGUCUCUCUGAUGCUUCUGUUUCAAACUUCCAGCUAGUAAUUUGCAGGCAGAUGAAUGUAUAGUGGCAUAUCAGAGACUUUAUCUGGAUUGUUUAGUAAUCAAGGAUGAAAGGAGGCUUCUAUGGUCUUAAAAGAAGACAGAUUUCCCUUUUUCUCUUAGCACUUGCAUGUACAACCCUUGUAAUUUGGGCAUGCAACAAAACAUCCUUCCUUAGCACCAUUAUUCCCUCUCAGAGUGGCCUGUUUCAGCUUUCUCCAGAAUCACAUAAUACCUCUGUUGUGGACAAAGAAACGGAAAUUGGUCUAUUGAAAAGCCCUUAUGAUGCAUCAUAUAAGAAUGGGGAGUUAUUUGAGUCAGAGAAGAAAACUUCACAAUUGAAAGAUAAAAAGCCUUUUGAUGCUCCAGAUGCAAUAAACCCUGCAAUAAGUCCAUCCAUUGAAGAGAAAGGGUCAUUACACAAAGAUAAUGCAGGAUCCAUUAACAUAUUUAAAGACAGAGAAAAUAUGAACUCGACGUCUGCAGGAAACAAAGCAUGUAACUAUGCAAUAGGAAAGUGGGUCUUUGACGACAAUCACCCUCUUUAUUCUGGUUCUGGUUGCAAGCAGUGGUUGUCUGGAAUGUGGGCUUGUCAUUUGAAUCAAAGGACUGAUUUUGCUUAUGAGAAGUUAAAGUGGCAGCCUAAAAAUUGCCAAAUGGAAGAAUUUACUGCACCCAAAUUUUUGGAAAGGAUGCGGCACAAAACUUUGGCCUUCAUUGGUGAUUCUUUAGGCCGACAGCAAUUCCAGUCUAUGAUGUGUAUGGCAUCAGCCGGUCAGGAGAUGCCUGAUGUUGUUAAUGUCGGUUGGGAGUACGGUCUAGUCAAGGCCCGAGGUGCUAAAAGGCCUGAUGGAUGGGCAUAUAGAUUCCCUACCACAAACACCACCAUUCUCUAUUACUGGUCAGCUAGUCUAUGCGACUUAGAACCACUCGAUCCAACAAAUCCUCAAACCGAAUACGCAAUGCACCUCGAUAGACCUCCAUCAUUCUUGAGCCGUUACAUAGAAAGAUUUCAUGUUGUGGUUCUCAACACUGGUCACCACUGGAACAGAGGAAAACUUACUGCUAACCGUUGGAUCAUGCACAUCGGCGGUUCACCUAGCUUCGUCAAUAAGAUUGAUGACAUGGACGGUGCAAAAAACUUUACUAUUUACAGUAUUGUGAAUUGGGUAAAUACACAACUUCCAAAAUACCCGGGUAUGAAAGCAUUUUAUAGGUCUAUAUCUCCAAGACACUUCUUGAAUGGAGAUUGGAACACUGGAGGAACAUGUGACAAUAUUACCCCUCUUUCUAAUGGGAAAGAGGUGUUUAAGGAGGUAUCUGAUGACCCUUUUCCUGCUGGGGCAGUUAAGGGCAAAAAUGUCAAAUUCUUGGAUGUAACCGCCAUUUCGAAGCUUAGGGAUGAAGGUCAUGUAUCGCGGUAUAGUAUCAGACCUACACCGGGAAUGCAGGAUUGUCUACACUGGUGCUUACCUGGUGUUCCCGAUACUUGGAACGAAAUCCUUUUCGCCCAAAUAUAGUUCAAGAUAUGAUUUACAUGAUUUUUUUUUUUUUGCUUCCAAUAGAGGAUUUGAUUAUAGUUUACAAAAGAAAUAUAAUAGAUAAAUUUUUUCUUC